Messenger RNA from Bursaphelenchus xylophilus (pine wood nematode), 4115 nucleotides. The record is from the annotation of a GenBank genome assembly. NCBI's taxonomy places the organism in Eukaryota, Metazoa, Nematoda, Chromadorea, Rhabditida, Aphelenchoididae.
AUGGAAAAAGUAAGGGCCGAAACUCAAUCAACUAGCUUCUAGAGCUUUUCAAAAGACCUGACAUCAAAUUUCAGAUCAGAUUUUCGAUCAGACAUCAAAUUAUAUUAUCCAUGAGAUCAGAUGUCUAAAUUAUCAAAAUUCAAUAUUUUUCAAAGAAAAUAGCUAAGAUUGUAUAUUCAGAUAUUACAAUCACAUCAAGCCAAACAUUUUAAGACCAAAAAUUCAAUGUUUGAUCUCCAUUUCACCCAUGUUUUAUCCAUUCCCCGCAAAGAAGCGGGCUGAAACAGAAAAAUCUCGAUAAAAAGGCUUCAAAAGUUGUGUAAUGGCAUAAACGCAAUAGCAGAAAUCAACGCCCAGCCAUCGGAUGUCCAUCGGAGCCGAAGAAAAUUUGUUCCCCGACCUUUUUUCCCACUCGCCCGCCAUUUUUCGGUCUUUUUUUCCCUCCCAAAGAAAUGAGUGGCGCUUUUCUCGCGGUUCUUGCCGCGAAACCGUUGGAGUGGGUCCCUGAUUUUUCAAAAAAAAGAUGUCGAGAUUUUGACCCAAAUUUACUGACUUCAAAAUUUAUUUGGUUCUUCUAAUUGCACUGUGCAAAAAAAUAAAAUUCCGCACUGUGCGGGAAAACUUGAAUCGACUGCACAGUGCAAAAUAGACACCCUAAGGGCAAAAUAACGAUUCAGAAAAGAGAUCUCGAGAUUUUGACCCAAAUUUACUGACCUGAAAGAAAAUCUGUUUGGUUCUAUAAAUUGCACUGUGCAAAAAAAAUCUCAAAUUCCGCACGGUGCGAAAAACAUAUAAUCGAUUGCACAGUGCAAAGUAGACACCCUAAGGGCAAAAUAACGAUGAACACCGAAACUUCCAGUUGUAAUGACAACGGAGAAGAGAAAAAUUACAAUCAAAAUCGCACUUGACGACUGGAGAGAGCGAAAUCAAAAAUUUCGCACAGUGCAGAAGCAAGAAAUCUCGAAAAAUCUCAAAUUUCCUAUAUUUCUUUGGAUGAAAUAGAGGAAACAACUACCUAGAGGACAAAUAAAGCCUAGAGAAGCCUUCAAAACCCUAUGAACAACCAAAAAACCUUCAAAAAACGAGUAAAAAGAACUAAAGUAACAUAAAAAAUGCCAAAACACAACAAAAAUGCCGAAAACUAAUGACAACGGUUUAUUUCCAAAACGAAAGAUGGUGAUUCAUCGUGAUGUAAGGUGAGACGAUCCAAGUUACUUGGGGCCGAGGUAACAGGAGACGUCGGAACGUUGCUGUGGUGCCGAGCUGCCACCGCUGGAACCACCGCCCGAAGAUCCGGAAGAGCCGCCGGACGAGCCACCGAACGCGUACUCCUCGCGGACGUAGCCACCACCGCCGCCACCGCUCGAUCCGCCGCCGCUGUAGGCUCCCAUGUAGGCGCUCUUGUCUCCCAUGGUGUUGUUCUCGGUUCUCGGGGCCACCACCGAAAGCAAAGUGAUGGGAAAUGAGCGCCCACCUCUCCUUUUAUACCCACAAUGGUGCUCAUGCAAAAAUCGCACAAGAAAUUUGAAUAAAAUGGGCGGAAAAUGCAAAAUUUUUGGAAUUGUUACCUAUUUUUGGACGAUUUUUUACUUUUUUUGCCCAAAAUUCGCUGUGUCGGUGGGGAAAUUGGAAAAUUCGUGGGAGAUUGAGAGAUUAUUGUGUAAUAGAUGUCUUCUACAAAGGCCUGCUUCAUAGUCUUCCUACUUUUUAUAUUAUCCAUCAAAACUUCCACUACUCCUAUCAGAUACGAUGGAGCCAAAAUCUACCAAUUUGACUGCCCAAAACAACUUUUAGAAGUCUUAAAAAGAAAAAUGAAGACCUCUGUAAGUUAUGUUUCGUAUUUUAGAAACGAAAUUUACGAGAUUUUCCAUUUUUUUCGUCAUUUUCUAGCCUACUACAAGGUCAUUUGAAAUUUGGAGUCUGCGGCCCGGAAAUUCCAUGAAUGCCAUCGCAUUUGUCGCUCCAGAACAACAAAGGCGAUUUGAGAGGUUGCUGAAAAAGUCGCGGUUAAACUACAGUAUCCUCAACCGGAAUAUUCAAGCGUAAGUUUGGGACUGCACGGUGCGGAAAAUUUUUAAAAGUUUUGAGUGCACUGUGCGGCCAAGCUUGAUGUCCAUAAUAUAAAAUAGAGUACCUAAAAUGUUGCUACGUAUUUUGUCUUAUAAUCAGAAGUGUAUUUUUUUGUAUUUCCGACGGUAAAAUUCUAGAAAUUCCGAUUUUUUCGAAAAUUUUUGAGAUUGCACUGUGCGAAUAAUUUUGUCUCUCCCUCUGCGAUCGUCGAUUACAAUAUCGAAUAUGAUUUUUUCGGUUUAUAUAGCCCAUACGGCUCACUCUUUUAGAUUUUAUCGAAAAUUUGCCCUGAGGCUAUCGCGGAUGCACAGUGCGACCGGAUUUCUUUUUUCCGCACUGUGCAGAGAUGCAAAAGUUUACUUUUUAGAGCCCACGACGCAGAAAAGGCCGAAAUGACAAGACGUCGGAGGAAAUUGAUGUCCACAGAAAAAGGUACCAUCUCUGUGGACCAAUACCAUACUUUAGAAGAGGUAUUACGGUAGUAUUUUUUUCCAAAAAUUUUUUCCAAUUUUUAGAUGGAAAAGUAUCUAAAAGAGGUCGCUGAACUUUUUCCCGAGAGAAUUCAACUGUUCGAAGCUUCGAAAACCUAUCAAGGCCGCAAAAUUUACGCAUUGAAGGUAACGUCAUCAUGGAUAAUAUAAAAUUUCGAGCUUUUAGAUCUCAAAUUGCAUUAAAUGCCCCUCAACAAAGCCCUCGGCCCUCGUGAACGCCGGAUUUCACGCGAGAGAGUGGAUGAGCCAUGCUAGCGCCAUCUACAUCAUCAAUGAGUUUGUCCACAACUCGAAAGACCCCAAAAUAAAGUGGCUUUUGGACCGUUUUGACUGGUAUUUUGUCCCGAAUGCGAAUCCAGACGGCUAUGUUUACACUAUGAACGAGGUAGAAAAUUAAUUUUUUGAUGGAUUACUGUAACUGUGGGGUUACGGUAGAUGGCAAAAAUCCGUAUUUUAGGACCGAUUAUGGCGGAAAACAAUGUCGAAACAUAAAGGAGGAGUGGGUGUGGACAUGAACAGAAAUUAUGGAUAUCAUUGGGGAGGUGGGUGGAUACUUUUUGAUACUUUUUUGAAAUUUUUUGGGAUUAAAACAAUUCUGUAUGUUACAGUAAUUUUAGAAUAAAUUAUGCCUGAAAUUACCGGGAGUGGCCUGAUAAAUGAAUUUUUAGAGCUAUCGCAAAGUUAAUUGGAUUCUUUUUGAUACUUUUUGCACAUUUCCUUCCAUUUUUGCUAAUUUUUUACAAAAAACUUGCCGAUUACUGUAAUUUUUUUCAAAAAUAGAAGCUAAAAAUGGUGUCGGAAGACGAGAUAAGCUCUCAGCUUUUGAACAAUACCAUACACGGUUAAUGUUUGGGUCAUUUUAGAAGAGAAAGAAGCCAAGGACCCGGCCGAGGAAGUGUUUGCCGGAACUGGCCCAUUAUCAGAAGUAGAAACAAAAGGACUCGCAAAAUUUGUUGAUGAAAAUGUCAAAAACUUGACUAUCUUCUUUGAUAUCCAUGCAUUCAUGCAGUCGUUCCUCUUACCCUGGGGCUAUACCAAGGAGAAGCCAAAGCACUUUGGAUACCUAAUGGAUGGAUGUACGCGAAUUCUGGAGGCUAUAAAGAAGUUUAAUGGAAAUAAAUACAAUUGUGGAACUCCUGUAGAAUUGUUAUGUAAGGAUUCUUUUGAUUUCCGCGAAGUUUUAACAAUGAAGGGAACAGUUGACACAUCCGGGUCAAGUCUUCCGCUCUAUCAGAAAACGGUUACGAGAAGGUUUGAUGAAAAAUUUUGGGAAAUGCUAAAAUAAGGUGUUUCUACUCGAUUUUUACUGCAGUGAGUGUAAAACAAGUCUUUUCAGAUCCAGUUUCGGGCAGUGCAAUGGAUUAUUAUCACUCAAAAGGGGUACCCUUGAGCUAUUCGGUGGAAGUUCGACCAUUCUCCAAAGACAAUGAAAUGUCAGAUAAAGAAUUCUUGGCCUCGAUGUCAGCUCCAGCCAGCAUGAUAGUACCCACCGGCCAAGAAAUGCUUGUUUCUUUAUAUGAACUAGGUCAAUAUUACUAUAGCCCAAAACAGUAG